AGUCCGCGACGCAGCUGUUCACGCUUUGGUGGGCGAGGUGGGCGCAGGUAGGCGCGUGGGGCAGCAGCGGGGUGGCGGGCGGGUUAGGACGCCGAGGAGACUCAGAGCCCCGGGGCGGGCUCCCGCGGGGCUCCGCCCCCUCCACGUGGGUGCGCGGUGGCCUGGCGCGGCGCGAGCGGGCGGCGGCCCUGGAGUCCGCGGUGAUGGGGAGGCUGGUGCGGCCGGUACGUCCCGGCGCGGGCUCCGACACCCGCACCCGCCCUGGGUUAACUCAGCGCGGGCGAGCGGAAGGGACUUAGCGAGCUCCUAGGUUUCAGGCCGUCAGCGCUUGCAGUGGCUCUGGUUUCAUUGCCUUCCUCUGAAGACGCCCUGAUUGCCCUCCGAGGCUUUCAGCUCCCACUUUCUCUCUUUUUUUAUUUUUGAGGCAGUGUCUCGGUGUGUCAUCCAGGCUGGAGUGCAGUGGCGUGAUCAUAGCUCACUGCGGCCUCCACCUCCUGGGCUCAAGUCGUCCUCCCGCCUCAUCCUCCCGAGUGGCUGGGACCACAUGCGCGCGCCACCACACCCGGAUAAUUUUUGAAAAUGUUUUUUGUAGAAAUGGGGUCUCACCAUGUUACCCAGGCUGGUCUCGAAUUCUUGGGCUCAAGCGAUGGAUCCUCCCGCCUCGGCCUCACAAAGUGCUGGGAUUACAGGAGUGAGCCAACGCGCCCGGCCUCACUUUCCAUCAUAAGCAUGCUUUCCAUUUCCUCCCUUCCAUCAUUCAUUCAUUCAUUCAUUCAUUCAUUUUUAAAAAACGUUCAUUGGAUUCCUCCUGCACUGUUCGGGGCAUUGGGCUACAGCUGUCAACAAGUGGAGACAAGUCUGUGAUCUAGUGAACUUCCAUUCUGGAGGGGAGAGACAGAUGAACAAGGUGCACAGAGCAGGUGAUGGAUGGCAAAACAGAAGAGAAAAGUUCCUGAAGUGACAGAGAAAAAGAACAAAAAGCUGAAAAAGGCGUCAGCAGAGGGGCCACUGCUGGGCCCUGAGGCUGCACCAAAUGGCGAAGGAGCUAGCUCCAAGGGAGAAGCUGUGCUCAGGCCCGGGCCGGACGCAGAGCCGGAGCUGUCCCCAGAGGAGCAGAGGGUCCUGGAAAGGAAGCUGAAAAAGGAACGGAAGAAAGAGGAGAGGCAGCGUCUGCGGGAGGCAGGCCUUGUGGCCCAGCACCCGCCUGCCAGGCACUCGGGGGCCGAGCUGGCCCUGGACUACCUCUGCGGAUGGGCCCAAAAGCACAAGAACUGGAGGUUUCAGAAGACGAGGCAGACGUGGCUCCUGCUCCACAUGUAUGACAGUGACAAGGUUCCCGAUGAGCACUUCUCCACCCUGCUGGCCUACCUGGAGGGGCUGCAGGGCCGGGCCCGAGAGCUGACGGUGCAGAAGGCAGAAGCUCUGAUGCGGGAGCUGGACGAGGAGGGCUCCGAUCCCUCCCUGCUGGGGAGGGCCCAGCGCAUCCGGCAGGUGCUGCAGCUGCUCUCCUAGCGGGUUCAGUGCAGGGCGGGGCCACUGCCCAGCGCAGGGCGGCCUCAGACCACACGGGGUGCAGCUCCUCCGGCGGUGGGGGCCGGGAUCACCAGCAGGGCAGCGGCCGAGCAAGGGCUUUCAGCUCCUCUGGUGGCGUGGGCCGGGAUCACCAGCACCAGAGCCUCGCAAGGGCCCCUUCUGUCCUCCAGACCCUCCUUGGCCGGUGACGGCUGUGACAGUGAUGGCAGGUUCAGUGCCUUCAGCGCAGAAUGUGGACGCUCUGGAAUCACCCGGACCCCUGGCCUUGGAGGGGCCCUCGAGCCCCAGGAAUCUGCUUUGGAGGGAAAUGUCUAUUUUUCUACCAGGAAUAUUUUAGAGAUUGGGCCACGCUGGCUCCUCCCACCAGCUGCAAACCUGCACCUUCCGCCUGAUUCCCCAUCCCCCUGCGUGGGCCUCAUUCCUGGUCCCCUGCCUGCGUCCAUCGAGGGGCCUGGCUGUGGCCUGUUUUCCUUUGACCCCACACAGCGUCAUAGCAGGUCAUGGGGAGCCCCUGCUGGGGGCUUGUGGAGUCGGAUACCGUCUCUGUGGCUGCAUUUGAAAUAAAACCCAACCCACCAGUGGCCGUGGGUCCUGCUC
Molecule: messenger RNA, 2130 nt
Organism: Symphalangus syndactylus (siamang)
Lineage: Eukaryota; Metazoa; Chordata; Mammalia; Primates; Hylobatidae
Gene: CHLSN
Product: cholesin
Source: RefSeq, a predicted model, not a curated record